UAGCAAUUAAAUUAUGACGACGGAGACAGAUACACGAAGAAAGUCGAGGGAGGGAGGGAGGGAGAGAGUUCAAAUGAGUAGUGGAUACUGGAUAGACACGGUGCUCACUCGGUCUCGGAGUCUAAUUCCUCACUGAUCCAUUAAACACAACAAUUAACCGAAAUCGCCACCACGUGUUCCGCUGUCUGUGGGAGCCCGGUGGAGAUCCAAACGCUCAUCACUCAUCAGCCGACCUCACCAUCGCCAUCGCCAUCGCCAUCGCCAUCCUUCACUUACGAUAACGAACAAAUCUAGCAAGUGCAAUACGGAAACGGUACUGGCAAUGGCGGGCUCGCUACACUGAUUGAGCGAAAGGAAGUCCAUGGAAGCUUGCCGAUCCUUUCUCUCUUCGCUUCCUGUUUUGAAUCUCUGAAUUCUACUGCCACUACUCCCUCCUGUUGAAGAGAAGGGACAGAAUGGAGAGUCCUCUGCUGGGAGAGACUAGCGACUCCAGCUACCAGCGGCCGGAGCACUUCUACCGCCGCGCCGACGCCAUCACCUACGGCUCCAAUUUCCAGAAGGCCGCUGCUCUCGUUGAUCUGGCGGAAGAUGGCGUUGGUUUGCCUGAGCAAAUUCUUGACCAUUCAAGCUUUGGAACUGCUGCCAAGUACUACUUCGUGUUUAUCAAGUUCGACUUCAUCUGGACGCUUAAUUACUUUGCUCUCAUUCUCUUGAACUUCUUGGAGAAACCGCUGUGGUGUGCAAAUUGUGCUGAUGAUUGCUGCAAAGACAGAGGUUACUUCUAUCUUGGACAGCUGCCUUACUUGAACACUUUGGAGACCCUUAUUUAUGAGGUCAUAACUUUCAUUAUACUCAUAGCUCACAUUUUCUUUCCACUUUUAUAUGAAGGCCCCCGGAUAUUCUGGAAAAAUCCUUUCCAUUGGUUUAAGGUUGUUUGCCUUGCAAUUCUGGUUGCUGAUUUACUAGUUUAUGGCCUCUACUUGUCACCUGUGGCCUUCAGUGUUCUUCCUGUCAGGAUUGCGCCUUAUAUACGAGUUGUCUUUCUCAUUCUGAGUAUCAGGGACUUACAGAAGAGUAUCGUGAUUCUGGCUGGAAUGCUGAGAACAUACAUAAACAUCUUGGCUUUAUGGCUUCUGUUUCUUCUGUUUUCUAGUUGGGUGGCCUUUGUCAUGUUUGAAGAUACUGAGCAGGGGAACACAGUUUUCACGUCAUAUGCAAUCACAUUGUACCAGAUGUUUGUCUUAUUUACAACAUCAAACAACCCGGAUGUUUGGAUACCUGCAUAUAAAGCUUCACGCUGGUACGCCCUUUUCUUUGUCCUCUAUGUGCUGCUGGGAGUCUACUUCGUCACCAACUUGAUUCUUGCCGUUGUAUAUGAUAGCUUCAAAAAUCAGCUCGUGAAACAAGUUGCCGAGGCAGACAACAUGAGGAAAAGAACAUUGAUGAAAGCCUUCAGUCUCAUUGAUAAGUUUAAUGUUGGUCAUCUUGAUAAAGAACAAUGCAUCCGUUUGUUUGAAGAGCUUAAUCAGUACAGGACUUUGCCAAAAAUAUCAAGAGAAGAUUUUGAAUUAAUAUUCAGUGAACUGGAUGAUAGUGGUGACUUUAAGAUAAACUUAGAUGAAUUUGCCGACCUCUGCCAUGCUAUUGCUUUGAGAUUCCAAAAGGAAGAUGUUGCAUCUUGCUUUGAGUACUUCCCUACAGUCUAUCAUGCACCAUUCUCAAAGAAGCUGAAGACCUUUGUGCGAAGCCCCGUAUUUGGCUACAUAAUAUCCUUCAUUCUUGUGGUCAAUCUUGUUGCUGUUAUUAUCGAAACAACGCUUGAUAUAGCAGACAAUUCUGGUCAGAAAGCGUGGCAAAUUGCGGAGUUUGUAUUUGGGUGGAUGUAUGUGCUAGAAAUGGCCCUGAAAGUUUACUCAUAUGGGUUCUCGAACUAUUGGAGGGAUGGCCAAAAUCGUUUUGAUUUUCUCAUCACACUUGUCAUCGUUAUUGGUGAAACUAUAACAUUUGCAACUCCAGAUGGUCUAACAUUUUUCACGAAUGGAGAAUGGAUUCGUUACCUCCUACUUGCCAGAAUGUUGAGAUUAAUAAGGCUGUUGAUGUAUGUUCGAACUUAUCGGGCUUUUCUUGCCACAUUUUUAACCCUCAUUCCAAGUCUGAUGCCAUAUUUGGGAACAAUAUUUUGCAUUCUAUGCAUAUAUUGUUCUCUUGGGGUACAGAUCUUUGGCGGAAUCGUUAAUGCUGGGAAUCCCAACUUGGAGGCCACGGAUCUUGCUGGAAAUGAUUACUUGCUUUUCAAUUUUAAUGACUAUCCGAAUGGGAUGGUGACCCUCUUUAAUCUGCUGGUUAUGGGAAAUUGGCAAGUCUGGAUGCAGAGUUACACUGAAUUGACGGGGAGCCGUUGGACUGUUGCUUAUUUCAUCAGCUUCUACCUAAUUACUGUUCUGUUGCUCUUGAAUUUGGUUGUUGCUUUUGUCUUGGAGGCGUUCUUCGCUGAAAUGGAACUUGAAGCAUCAGAAGAGAAUGAUGAGGAGCCCAGCACCACAAAGCCCCGUUCCCGAUAUUUAGGCACUAAAACUCGAAGUCAGAGAGUUGAUAUACUUCUCCAUCAUAUGUUGAGUUCAGAGCUGAGCGAAACAGCCGCCUGCUGAUUGACGUGUUAUAUCAGUGUACUCUGGCCAUUUUUGUGGUGUUUUUCGGCAAGACAAUCAGGUUUCUGCCGCGCGCUUCCUGCUAGAAGUGCUGGUGUCAACAAUUCUCUCAGUCGUUCACAGAGUACACGCACAACAAACAAGCAUAGUCAGGUUUUAACCUUUUUGGAGAAGCAUGAACAUCAGCUGUAACGCUGCCCGUAAAGCAACCUUGCAUUCGCAACUUAGAACUCCAUAUACAUAUUUGUGGUUCUGUAUGAUAUGAGCUUGAACGUCUGUCAAUUAUUUAAUGUCUGUUGGUUUAAUGAAGUUAUGCGC
Messenger RNA from Linum tenue, 2966 nucleotides. NCBI's taxonomy places the organism in Eukaryota, Viridiplantae, Streptophyta, Magnoliopsida, Malpighiales, Linaceae. The record is from the annotation of a GenBank genome assembly.